GUGUUUGAGCAGAUGGUCUUCGCAGCCACGAAUUUUAACUCAAGCUGCCAGAUCCUGUGCGUGCCGAUGGCACAGCAGCUCCCAGUGCGGAACACUUUCAUUGAGGUGAGAACCCCAGCUGUCAUCCGGCCGCGAUCACAGACAGAUUUCGCUCCAGGUCCUGGAAGCCCCGUCACGAAGGGCGUAGGUGCCCCCGUGCUUGCUGCGGCAGCCGCAGCUCCAGCAGCUCCACCUGUCGUGCCAGUCUCCGCAUGUGCAGUGUCCAGCAUCGAGACCGUCGCAAGCAGGCGCUGCUCUGUCAUUCGAACCCCAGACGUCUUGUUUCCUCGCACUCCGCUGGGAUCCGUUUCAAUGGAGCCACCGCAUGGGUUCGCCUUGCCACAGGCUCUAGACGAACUUCAGAGGCGAAGGACAAGUACACUGAGUUCUGAGGCAGCUCGCGUGCAAACUAGUCAUUCAACGACGACGCGCAGAAGCUCCCUCGACAUGAUUCCGAGCACGCCUGAUAUGUACUACAGUUGGCCUGUGGACAUGAACCCGGCAGCUUUCAUGUUGCCUAGUGCUGCUCCUCCAGGUCCGGGACAGGUGGCGGCCGCACCAGUGCCUCUCUCGACGCAAUGCACGAAGCCGCAAGCACAAGCGGCGCAAGCUGCGGCUGCAGGCGCUUCCGAGCGUCUUUCGAAAGCCCCGGCUCCUCUUGGAAACCCUUCCGUCACGCCCGUUUCCUGGGAUACAUAUGCGGCAGCGGCACCACCGGCACCUACACCUUUGCUGGUUCAAGACCAGAAGCCACUUCACAACAUGCCAAUGUGGCCUCCCGGACACAUACAAUCCACAUUGCUGCCAAGCAGAUAUCCCAUGCAACAUCCACAGCAAGUGUUGGUCCUCUCCAAUUUCCUGCAGGAGGCGCCUCCAAAAAUGGACGAGCUGUCCGCUGCGCACGCAGAUCCACAGCUCUAUGAUUCCUCGGCAUUGCAACCUGCCAGUGGUGUCACAACGCUGAUGCUUCGAAAUAUUCCGGUGACCUUCAAUCGGGAGGCACUCUUAGCAGAUUUUGAU
Molecule: messenger RNA, 1059 nt
Organism: Symbiodinium sp. CCMP2456
Lineage: Eukaryota; Dinophyceae; Suessiales; Symbiodiniaceae
Source: the annotation of a GenBank genome assembly